Trachemys scripta elegans is the source of this 6612-nucleotide messenger RNA. Its product is annotated as A-kinase anchor protein 17B. The transcript is spliced from 5 exons. The record is from RefSeq and is a predicted model, not a curated record. Lineage: Eukaryota; Metazoa; Chordata; Testudines; Emydidae. Gene Ontology annotation, molecular function: RNA binding. The coding region runs from base 2453 to 5131 and encodes 892 amino acids.
GUGAGCACCCCCCCACCACAUUGGAAAGUUAACAUCUAUAGCUACGGCCCCCGGAACCAGUGCCUAGGUAAGGAGCCGCAUAUUAACCUCUGAAGAGCCACAUUCAGCUCCGGAGACACAGGUUGGCCACCCCUGGCUUAUAGCAAUUCAGUGAACAAAAUAAGGUGUACUUGCAAAAGCACUUUUAUGCCGGUAUAGAAAUGUCAUGGAACACCUCUAAUUGACAUUGCUAUGCUGUCAGAAGAUUCUAGUGUAGACAUGGCCUUACUUUUCUAAGGUUUUAUUGACCAUAUUGUUGCAAUUUGUGGAAAAAUGGAUCAUGGUUAUGCACUGGACUGUUCUAGAUUAGAUGGCCAGCUGCACUCCACACCUUAGUCUUGUGGAAAUUUACAUUUUGUGCCAAGGUGAGAGGUAGCAAAACGACAGAAAAUAGUAGUUUAUCUCAAAGAACAUUGGACCAAUAUAGCUGUGAACAGCCUUAACAGUGUUUGCUUUUUGAGGUAGUUGUGGUUUACGCAAUAAAUACCUGGGCUCUUCUAACAAGAAUGGGAUUCACCCUUACCCGUAUAAUGUACCAAAACUAUAUAUAUUUUUAAUUUCAGAGAUGAAUUCCAAUACAGGCAACUUUGCCUGACAAAGCUUUGGUCACCUCAAUAGCAGCAAUGCAGUGCUCCAGCCUCUGUUCUAGCGGCUGCUCGAUGAGAAUACUGAUCUUUUUACCUGCAAGAUCAGGCCCUCAUGCUAACAUCUUCUCUAAGAGAGCACGCAAGACCUGUUUCUUGUUGGUACUCUGAUUCACUAGGCCGUUUCUUGCACCGAAGUCCACAUCAUCUUCAAAAUACACACACACUGACUGGAGGCAAAGGGGCAUUCCAAGAAUAGUGGCUGUAUAGAAGUGCUCUGCUCUCUUUUGGGUGUUUUGAAUAUUGUUUAAACUGGUCAGUCUCUUGAGCCCCUCUGUGUGUAUAUCUUUCUCUUGGUUUGAGCUGUAUCUCUGAUAAGAUAAUAGCUGAGGAAAAAAAAUGUUUUCCAAUUGCAGCAAGACCUAUGGACCUGUAUAUGUGAUCAGGUGCUGGCAUUUGUUGUAAGGCAGUGUUUCCCAAACUUGGGACGCCGCUUGUGUAGGAAAAGCCCCCUGGCGGGCCGGGCCGGUUUGUUUACCUGCCACGUCCACAGGUCCGGCCGAUUGUGGCUCCCACUGGCUGCGGUUCGCUGCUCCAGGCCAAUGGAAGCUGCUGGAAGCGGCGGCCAGUACGUCCCUUGGUAUUGAUGCAUGAUUUCUUCACAUUUGCUACAUUUAUGGACGUCUUAAACUAUCGUUCCUCAGAGUCCAAUCCAACCUUUCCUGUUUGUAUUAACCUCAUUCUGAGAUCCAAGGUUAAUUUUUUAUUAACAGUGGCCCCAGUCUUGAGCCCACUGUAUUAAUGAUUUCUACUCCAAUCUCUUCACUCCAGGCAGUGUUUUGUUGUUAAGGGGUGCUUUUGCAUUGUUUCAAGCCUAAUCUUCCCAACUGGCUAAGAUUGUGUGGUUUAUCUGGUAAAUUUGGUUGGGUUAAGAUCUAGAGCUUGACUAACAGCAUUUCUUUCUUGUCAUAGAUGGGUUCUAUCAAUAUUACAUUUCCUAAUUUAGGAAUAUUCUAUAAAAACCCAUCUGUAUAUAAAUGUCCGGUCUCCGGAAUACUCUCAUGAAUUCAAUUAGGAUAACAUAUUUUGUGCUGUUAAUAUUGAUUUCUGGAUUCAUCCACAUGGAUGAUUUUAUAUAUUUAUACAAGCUAAAUUGCAAGCAUUUAGACAAUAUGAGAUCAAUUUUCCCUGUGUGAAUAGAUUGUAUUACAGUGUAUUGAGCUGAGAGCUACCUCUAAUGGUACAGGUUUUAGACAUUUCUUCUCAGUCUUUAACCAGUCAUACAUUUCACUGGUAUUAUUUCUUAGCCAAUAUAAGGUUUGUGUAUUAGUACAAGCAUUGUAAUAUAAGUCAUUAGGCAAACAAUAUCUUUUCCUCAUUUCUUGCUUCAGGAUGUUUAUAUAGUUGUAAAGAGAUAAUUAGCAUUUCCAGUUUUAUUUUUAAGAUAAAUUAAAGAUUAAAAAAAAGUUUUAGGCUGAUUUAGCGGUUGGUUUAACCAGCAGUAAAUUAACCUAUUUUUCCCCUUUGUGAGAAGAGACGAUCCAGUUAGAUAAGGAAAGAACUGAAGACAAACUAGUCUGUACAAACAUGUCAGAACCCCGGCCUUGAUGGCAUCUCAGUGGAAUUCCACAAAGGUUACAAGAACAGUUAACAACCAGUUCUUAUACAUUUAUGAAUCAGCAGUGAAGGAUAAUUUAUUAGCACAGAGUGUAAGAACUCAUCUUAUCUCACUGAUUCCGAUGUUUGAAAAGGCUGCUGAAUAAUGGAUGAACGAUCACCUGACUUCCCUAAUAAAGAUUGCAAAAUCCUAGCUGAGGGUAUUGGACACAAUGACAAUCACUGUAGUGUAUGAUAACUCGGAAGCUAUGGAGCUCUGUGCUUCUCAGCAUCUGUAUCUUAAACCAGUAGCAAAACUGACUAUCAAUGUGGUGUUUCCAGAACACACAGAAUCUGCCCGAUCUUUCUCUAAGUGGGAAGUGAUGGACAAGCUGAAGAACAUGAUUUGUCCAGACCAGUUCACUACUGUUAGGGUUUCAAAGAGCACUAAGGAUUUCAUUCGAUUUGAGGGAGAGGCAGAAAAUAAAAAGUUGAUCCUCACCCUUAAGGAAAAACUGCAUGGAAAGGUAAUAAAACUGAAUGGUUUUAAAGAUGACUUGAAGGUGAUGGCCACCGAGGCACAAGCUGACUUUCCAACUCCACAAGAGUGGGCAUCUUACCUGAAUAAAAGAGAGAUUACGAAUGAAGACCUUACUGAGCAAACUGCUGAUAUUCCUGAUUGCAUCUAUUUUGAAGGUUUGCCAUGUAAAUGGUUUGCACUAAAGGGCUCAAAUAGUGAAAAGCCGAGUGAAGAUGUUUUAAGAGUGGUGUUCGAAAGCUUUGGAAAGAUUAAGAACAUAGAUAUCCCUAUGCUUGAUCCUUAUAGAGAAGAAAUGGUGGGAGGAAAUUUAAAUAACUUCCUUUUUGGAGGUCUACAGACAUUUGAAGCUUUUGUCCAGUACCAAGAGUACACGGCUUUUGUGAAAGCUAUGGAGUCACUUAGGGGAAUGAAGCUGAUGUUUAAAGGGGAUGAUGGAAAAGCUCUGGCAUGUAACAUGAAGGUGACUUUUGAUACAACCAAACAUUUCAGCAAAGGAGCUAUCAAAAAGAGAAGGCUGGAAAGACAAAAGCUGCAAGAGCUAGAGCAAGAAAGAAAAAGGGAAAAAAAGAGAGAGGAAGAGGAGGCUGCAAGAAAAAGACGUGAUGAUGAAAAAAUUGCUCGAGAAAGAAAAAGGAAGGCUAAGCUCAAGAGGAGAGAACCCAGGCAGAUAGAUCGGGAUGAGAAACGCCCAAGAAAGCAGCAGAAGGUAACAGCUGAAGAAGAGCAGAGGCCAGAGAAUAUGCCUGAAUGGGAAGAGAGGAAAUAUCUACUAGCUCAGAGAAGAGUGGAGUCUAUAAGGCUGCUUACAGUGCUGUUAAGCCGAGUAAAAGAUUUUGCACAGUUGACCAGCCAAAAAGUGGAGCCCUUGCUGUACUCUGAAGAAAUAAGAAAGGAUUGCUUUCCUGAGACGGAGUUCCAAAAUGCACAGACAGAGCAGAGAGAAUCCCGUUAUCUUCUACACAAAGAACUGAAGGAUAAGAAAAAAUUUAGCUGUCAGUUCUUCCAAACGGAUAACACCUCUUUUAGUGAGGAAGAGGUGCCAAGUAAUCUACCUGCCUCACCUUGUCAUCUGGUGAGAACGAUCUUAAAUGAUCCAACUGCAGCAGCAAGCACUGGUAAAUUAACUGGCAGGGAUGAGUACAGCUCCCCUGGCUGUGGGUCUUUACAGAUUACAGUUACUCAAGACUGCAAGGUUAUAGAAUCCCUUGAGAGAGAAGACUGUCCUCCUUUGAAGACAGUACACUCUGGAAAAGUGUCUGGUACAGGGUACUGCAAAAAGCAAAAGAUUUAUGAAACUGACGAGUUUAUACAUUAUUUAUUAAACUAUUAUCAAACUCCAAGCUACGCACGUGUCUGCCUAGAGCCAAAAAGCACCGUUAGCAAGUCUUGGUGGCAGAGGAUAGUGUCUGAUAAUGGGAAUGGCUUUCAGAUCAACUUGAAGAACAAAUAUGGGGGACGCUUUACAGAAGUGAGUUUUGUACAAAACCCCGACAAGGGAAAUUGUAGCGGGGAUGAUAAUUAUAGAUGGGAGAUCACGAUUCGGAAAUCUGAGCCUACAGAGAGUGUGUCAAAAAACAACUCCUAUUCUGGAGGGUUUACAACAAAGUUCCAAGUACAGUGGAAUGACUCACUUGAUAUCGCUAAUCUACCAUAUGCUGAAUUUAAUAAUUCUUCUUUUGGAGGCAUUAAUACUAGUCAUGAUAAAAAAUCCAAAGACGACAAUAACAGAAGAGAAGUUGCCCCACCAUACACACCCUCAGGCUCUGCAUACAAAUUCAGGGAUUUAAUGGAAGAGAUCAGUAGUGAUUCUGAGUAUUUUAGUGAGGCAAAGAGAACAGAAAGAAGAUAUAAAGAUGUUUACAGUGAUGGCAAUAAAACAUGGUCCCUCCCAAGAGAGAUGGAGAGAAAAUUCCUUGUCUGUGUUAAAAACGUAGGUCAAAAUUAUCCAGAAAAUGAAUCCAGCAAAUGUAGCUUCUGUUCAAAUUCUGCCCCUGGUGGCUUGACAAAGCAGUGUAGACAUAAGCUUAAAAAAUCACACAAGAGAUGCAGUAGUAAAUUGAGUCACGAAGGGCGAAAAAGUGAGUGGAAAUCCAAUGAAGAGGCGAUAAAUACCCCCAAAAAGAAGAAAAAGAGAAAAAAGCCCUCCCCUGACAUUUUACCUGAUGAACAUGGCUUCUCUGAAAUGGAGAGUUGGAGACAGUUGGAAUCUCUAAAAAAGAUACAGAGAAAAUGUAGCAAAAUGUUCCACCAUAAGAUGAAAUUCAAAACUCUUCAUGUGAUGGCAGCAGCAUCAAAAGAGGCCAUCCAUGAUGAUGCCUCUCUGCUUCAGAGAUCUCGCCAAAGGGCCGGUGAGGUGGGGGAAGUGAAAUAGAACCAAGACGACACUCCUCAGUUUGACAGGUUUAAGGAUUCUGUGCAGAAUUAUGGUUACUGACACAAUCACUCUGGCAGUCAAGCUCACCUAACGGUUGAAAGUAGUUUAGAAGGAGGAGACGCUGAUUCCUCUGACCCCUAAAGGGCUUGACAGUCGUUUAGUACAGCAGCACUCUUUGGGGUGGGAGACUGGACCACAGCACCACGCCUGGUCCCUGCAGGAUGCCUGUUUGCAUUUGGGUGGCUGUGAGAGUAUGCUGUAGCUACACCCCUACGCAGCCAGGUUAGAAACGGCCUGGAGAUAUCACCUUUGUCUGGGUGCUGGUUCUCCUGGUGGCAGAAGCCACUGUCAUUCUUAUUUAUCCUGACCUGGGAACCUAAGAAAUCCUGCCACUGAAGUGGAGCAAGAAGAGGCUCCCAAGGACCUGGGCUAAGGUUUAAAUUAAUAAAAGGGGAGAGUAGGGGACCAAUCAGCUCCCCUCCUUCUCUGGUUGGCCAAUGGAUGAGAGCCUCUGGAGGAGGGGUCAUCCUGCAUUCCUCCAGCAUCUGCUCCCCACUGCCUUCUGGGGCUGUCCCAAUCACGGCCAGCAAGUUUCCACCUGUUGAGCUAGGUGAGUUGCAGUCUUCUCAUGGCAGUGAAAGAUUUGCAAAGAAUGAUGUAAAAGCUGAAAAGUAGAAUCUUUGACCACCUAACUGGAUGGCAAUGUAUCUCUCUCGAAUACAUGCACAAUAGCAAAUCUAGGCCUAUCCUGUUAUGCUUGUUAAGAUUUAUUGGGGAUAAGCAGUGCACACUCACCAGCUCAUCACAUUUUGGAAGGAGAAUAUGUGCAAUUCUGAAGAUCAGUAAAAUAAUGUGGUGGCUAAAACUGCAGUUCUAGAGACACAUUACUGUGGAAAAACUGAGAAAGAACACAAUGUACAGCACAGAUGGGGAUGAACAUACUGUUCAAACUGACUGAGGCACUGUACAUUUGGCCUUCUGAUCUCCCAACAGGAAUGAAAUAAUUCUCCCUUUUGGCUUUCCCCUUUGAAUCUUGAUUCAGUCUAUUAUGCUUUAGCUACAUGGCUGCAUCACUCCAGCAUCUUUUUCUGGGAAAAUCUCCUUCAAAUAACUUGUUUUUCCUCCUUAUCUACAGGAGAUGAGAGGAAAUUAACACUGAGGAAAGAGAUGGAUGCAGAUGUUGGAGGAUGUCCUGUUGAGUUAAUCUAGACAAAUCCAUGCUCUGAUGCUGCCUGUGGAGCAGAACCCAAAAGAGAAUGCUGAAUAGUUGCUAGCUAAUGGCAAUGGGGUCUUGAAGCUGCUCACAAAAGUCCCCCCCAGCCCCAAAAGGCCUUUUAUAUGGCUCUAAGAAGUGAACUGUAAGGUCAGGUCUUUAGUGCAGUGGUUCCCAAACUUGUUCCACCACUUGUGCAGGGAAAGCCCCUGGCGGUCCGGGCCGGUUUGUGUACCUGCCGCGUCCACAGGUUUGGCCGAUUGUG